Mesorhabditis spiculigera is the source of this 204-nucleotide messenger RNA. NCBI's taxonomy places the organism in Eukaryota, Metazoa, Nematoda, Chromadorea, Rhabditida, Rhabditidae. The record is from the annotation of a GenBank genome assembly.
AUGACUCUUCUCCGUCGAGUGCUAUUUUUUCUAUUUCUGCUCCUGACAAUUCCUACAGUAUGCUCGUUCUGGAGGAGCCCAAUGAAUAUCAAGUCUGAGACACCUCCUGAGGAUUUCUUGACGCCAGAAAUGGAAGCCCGAAUCUUGCGCCGAUUGUGGAAAGACCCGUAUCAACUCGGAGGUGGCUCGCGCCCGCUGUGGGGC